Messenger RNA from Pieris macdunnoughi, 348 nucleotides. Lineage: Eukaryota; Metazoa; Arthropoda; Insecta; Lepidoptera; Pieridae. The record is from the annotation of a GenBank genome assembly.
AUGCGGGUAUGCUACGCGUUCGAAUCGGGAACUAAACCAGAAAUCGGGUAUCCCGGCGUGACUUUUGCCCCGGAAUUGACGGGCGGGUGUCAGGACGAGGUAUUGAUCGGGCCACUUCGGAGCCAUUCGGGUGAGCUCGGCGCACUUCGGGAUUACUUGAGCCGGAUAUGCCAUAACUCCCGAAGACAAUUUGGCAUUGACAAGAAAAUAUAUUUUCAUACAUGGGGUGAGCAUUUGCAAACAAUUCCAUCCGGUUCGAUAUUGGUCUAUCUCAGUAUUGAUAGACAGAUGGAAAAAAUACGUUGUUUUCGAGAUGAAAGUAUAAAUAAGAUGGAUGCUGGAAAAUGA